GCCAUGGUUCAGAAGUACCAGUCCCCCGUACGGGUGUAUAAACACCCUUUUGAGUUAAUUAUGGCUGCAUAUGAAAGAAGGUUUCCUACGUGCCCUCUGAUCCCCAUGUUUGUAGCCAGUGACACUGUAAACGAGUACAAGAGUGAGGAUGGGGCCAUCCACGUGAUUGAGCGGCGCUGCAAGCUGGACAUCGAUGCACCACGGCUGCUGAAAAAGAUUGCAGGAGUGGACUACGUCUACUUUGUCCAGAAGAAUUCCCUGAACAGGCGAGAAAGGACUCUGCAUAUAGAAGCCUACAAUGAAACCUUCUCUAACAGAGUCAUCAUUAAUGAGCACUGCUCCUACACAGUUCAUCCUGACAAUGAAGAUUGGACCUGUUUUGAGCAGUCAGCAAGUCUGGAUAUCAAAUCUUUUUUUGGUUUUGAAAGCACAGUGGAAAAGAUUGCCAUGAAGCAAUACACCAGCAAUAUUAAAAAGGGAAAAGAAAUAAUAGAGUACUACCUGAAGCAGCUGGAGGAAGAAGGAAUAACCUUUGUCCCUCGCUGGACCCCUCCUGUUGCAUGUAAAUCAGAGAGCAGCACAUGCCACCCAAGGAGACCAGUGUCACCUGCCAUUAAUAUCCCAGAGUCUGCCACAAAGGAGGGCUUGAGCAACAAGGAGAUCCUCAACACCUCCAGCAGCCCCUCGGAGCCCACCGCAGGAACGCCCGAUGAUAAGCUGGAUGCAGACUACAUCAAGAGGUACCUGGGGGACCUGACCCCGAUGCAGGAGAGCUGCCUCAUCCGCCUGCGGCAGUGGCUCCAGGAGACGCACAAAGGCAAGAUCCCAAAGGAUGAGCACAUUUUAAGAUUCCUGCGUGCUCGGGACUUCAACAUUGACAAAGCAAGAGAGAUCCUUUGCCAGUCACUGACGUGGCGUAAGCAGCACCAGGUGGAUUAUAUUCUGGACACCUGGAAUCCUCCCCAAGUGCUCCAGGAUUACUAUGCAGGAGGCUGGCAUCACCAUGACAAAGACGGGCGCCCGCUGUACGUGCUGAGGCUGGGCCAGAUGGACACCAAGGGCCUGGUGCGAGCGCUGGGCGAGGAGGCCUUGCUGCGCUACGUUCUUUCAAUAAAUGAGGAAGGGCUGAGGCGAUGUGAGGAGAAUACAAAAGUAUUUGGCAGGCCAAUAAGCUCUUGGACCUGUCUAGUGGAUCUGGAAGGCUUGAACAUGAGGCAUUUAUGGAGACCUGGUGUCAAGGCCUUGCUGAGAAUCAUCGAGGUGGUUGAAGCUAACUACCCUGAGACCUUGGGUCGUCUGCUUAUCCUAAGAGCACCUCGAGUUUUCCCAGUUCUCUGGACACUGGUUAGUCCAUUCAUUGAUGACAACACCAGAAAGAAAUUCCUUAUUUAUGCUGGAAAUGACUACCAGGGUCCUGGGGGACUGCUGGAUUACAUAGAUAAAGAAAUUAUCCCUGAUUUCCUUGGUGGAGAGUGCAUGUGUGAAGUACCAGAGGGUGGGCUGGUUCCCAAGUCCCUCUACCGGACAGCAGAAGAGUUGGAAAAUGAAGACAUCAAGCUUUGGACUGAAACAAUCUACCAGUCUGCAAGUGUCUUCAAAGGGGCCCCCCAUGAGGUUCUCAUCCAGAUCGUGGACGCCUCGUCGGUGAUCACGUGGGAUUUUGACGUGUGCAAGGGCGACAUUGUUUUUAACAUCUUCCAUUCCAAAAGAGCCCCACAGCCUCCCAAAAAGGACUCUCUGGGAGCUCACAGCAUUACAUCUCCUGGUGGGAACAACGUCCAGUUGAUAGACAAAGUCUGGCAGUUGGGGCGUGACUACAGCAUGGUGGAGUCUCCCCUGAUCUGCAAAGAAGGGGAGAGUGUGCAGGGCUCCCAUGUGACCAGGUGGCCUGGCUUCUACAUUUUACAGUGGAAAUUCCACAGCAUGCCUGCCUGUGCUACAACCAACCUGCCUCGUGUGGAUGAUGUGCUGGCAUCUCUACAGGUGUCCUCUCACAAAUGUAAAGUGAUGUACUAUACAGAAGUGAUAGGAUCUGAAGAUUUCAGGGGAUCUAUGACCAGCCUUGAAUCAAGCCACAGUGGAUUCUCCCAGCUCAGUGCUGCCACCACCUCCUCUAGCCAGUCCCAUUCCAGCUCCAUGAUUUCCAGGUAGUGCCACAACAGCUGAAAAGCAAAUGGAUGUGAUGGCUGGACCCUCUCCCGUGGCAGCUGACUGCAAUACAGCAUAUUCAACUGGCAAUUGUGCAAAAAAACCCUCACCCCAAAAAGCCUUUUAUAGAUAGUAAAGUAGCUGUUUGAAUUUUA
Molecule: messenger RNA, 2303 nt
Organism: Pyrgilauda ruficollis (rufous-necked snowfinch)
Lineage: Eukaryota; Metazoa; Chordata; Aves; Passeriformes; Passeridae
Gene: SEC14L1
Product: SEC14 like lipid binding 1
Exons: 15
Coding region: 4-2151 (715 amino acids)
Biological process (GO): negative regulation of RIG-I signaling pathway
Cellular component (GO): cytosol; cytoplasm
Molecular function (GO): RIG-I binding
Source: RefSeq, a predicted model, not a curated record